Molecule: messenger RNA, 306 nt
Organism: Vicia faba (fava bean)
Lineage: Eukaryota; Viridiplantae; Streptophyta; Magnoliopsida; Fabales; Fabaceae
Source: the annotation of a GenBank genome assembly
AUGACUCUGACGAUCAACCGGUACAGCGCAACGCAUCACUAUCGAUGGAAGGUCAUGGUUACCUGUGGUAGGAGCCCUCACAAAUUCAUCAUAGGGGUGGCCCAGUCCGAGACAGUAUUAGUUCGACAAAAUGCUACUCGUUUCUCAACAAUUGAUGAGUUUAACUGGCAUUAUUACGAGAAGGGUUGGCAUCAGUUAGUUGUUUGUGACAUAAAAGCCAGAACAGACCAUGGAGUUCUCUACAAUUAUCUGGAUGCUCCUAGCUCGGUUGCCGGAAACCAUGCCAAUUCCUCCAUGAAAAGAUAA